Messenger RNA from Carica papaya (papaya), 1813 nucleotides. It is a transcript of the gene SRS, whose product is annotated as Seryl-tRNA synthetase. Gene Ontology annotation, molecular function: ATP binding; serine-tRNA ligase activity. The record is from RefSeq and is a predicted model, not a curated record. Gene Ontology annotation, biological process: seryl-tRNA aminoacylation. NCBI's taxonomy places the organism in Eukaryota, Viridiplantae, Streptophyta, Magnoliopsida, Brassicales, Caricaceae.
GAAAGCAUCCUUCUUCUUCUAGCCAGAGACGUACAGAUAACUGAAGCAAUGGGGUUGCAGUGUACGACCAUACAGACCUUGAAACUGGCUGCAGUUCCCAUAUCUCGUUCUUCUUCUUCUUAUUCUUCAAGCUAUUUAUGCAGGGCAAUGCCAAAAGCCCUAACCCUAGAAUUGUUGUCCCGCCAUAAUCGAUCUCAAAAGCCUGCCUUUACUCUCCUCGCCAGAGCUCUCUCUGUGCAAACUGCUCCUGCCACGGAGAGCUUUGAUGCUCAAGUUGCAAGGCCACAGUGGAAGGCUGCUAUCGAUUUUAAGUGGAUAAGAGACAACAAGGGAGAGGUUGCUAUUAAUAUUAAGAACAGAAAUUCCAAUGCUAAUUUGAAGCUUGUACUUGAUCUAUAUGAGAAAAUGUCAAGUCUUCAAAAGGAAGUUGAGAGGCUUAGGGAGGAAAGGAAUGCUGUAGCAAAAAAGAUGAAAGGAAAAGUUGAACAAUCUGAGCGCCAAAAGCUUAUAGAAGAAGGAAAGAAUUUGAAAGACCAGCUCGCGACUUUGGAUGAAGAACUCGUUAAACUUAAAGAUGAACUCCAACAGGAAGCUCAGUGCAUGCCCAAUAUGACUCACCCUGAUGUCCCCGUUGGAGGGGAAGAUUGUUCAACAAUAAGAAAGAUGGUUGGUAGCCCCCGUGAGUUCAACUUCCCUGUCAAGGAUCAUGUCCAGCUCGGAAAAGAACUGGAUCUCUUUGAUUUUGAUGCAGCUGCAGAGGUUAGUGGUUCAAAAUUUUACUACCUGAAGAAUGAAGCUGUUAUGUUGGAGAUGGCCCUAAUAAACUGGUCACUCUCAGAGGCUGUAAAAAGGGGCUUCACACCAUUAACAACCCCAGAAAUUGUGAGAUCCUCUGUUGUGGAAAAAUGUGGCUUUCAACCUCGUGGAGAAAAUACCCAGGUUUAUUCCAUAGUGGGUAGUGACCAGUGCCUCAUCGGCACUGCAGAGAUUCCUGUGGGGGGAAUUCAUAUGGAUUCCAUUAUUGCUGAGUCAUCAUUGCCUUUGAAGUAUGCAGCAGUUUCCCACUGUUUCCGUACUGAGGCAGGUGCAGCUGGUGCGGCAACAAGAGGUCUUUAUCGAGUUCAUCAGUUCAGCAAGGUGGAGAUGUUCAUUUUGUGCCAACCAGAGGAGAGUGAGUCUUUUCAUGAGGAGCUCAUUAGAAUUGAAGAAGACUUGUUUGCAUCACUAGGAUUGCAUUAUAAAUCUUUGGAUAUGGCCACUGAGGAUUUGGGUGCACCUGCUUACCGUAAGUUUGAUGUGGAAGCAUGGAUGCCCGGUUUAGGUCGGUAUGGUGAGAUAUCUAGUGCAUCAAACUGUACAGACUACCAAAGCAGACGACUCGGAAUCAGGUAUCGUCCAUCAGAAUUACAAUCAACUAGCCCGAAAAAGAGUAAAGGAAACCUAGCUCCAACACAGUUUGUGCACACGAUAAAUGCAACAGCUUGUGCAGUUCCCCGGAUGAUUGUAUGUUUACUGGAAAAUUAUCAGCAAGAAGACGGUUCCGUUAUAAUCCCUGACCCAUUGAGGCCUUUCAUGGGUGGUCUCGAGUUGAUAUCACCUAAAUCCGGAUAGAUUUUGUUCUUUUUCUUUUUCUGUUGAAGAUAAGUGGAUUUUGUUAUUACAGUUUGAUCCCACUCUUUUGGCAAUAAAUUUUGUCCAGUUAAUGAAUUAAGAGUGGGUACAAAAAGAAAGAAUGAGUGAUGAAGAAACAAUCAUCUGAUCCUAAAAAUGUAUUUUUUCAUAAAAUUCUCACUGAUUGAGUUUUUCUCUUCUC